Molecule: messenger RNA, 6252 nt
Organism: Octopus sinensis (East Asian common octopus)
Lineage: Eukaryota; Metazoa; Mollusca; Cephalopoda; Octopoda; Octopodidae
Product: phosphatidylinositol 4-kinase beta
Exons: 16
Coding region: 785-3604 (939 amino acids)
Biological process (GO): phosphatidylinositol-mediated signaling; phosphatidylinositol phosphate biosynthetic process
Cellular component (GO): membrane; cytoplasm
Molecular function (GO): 1-phosphatidylinositol 4-kinase activity
Source: RefSeq, a predicted model, not a curated record
AAGGGAGAGAAGUAAGCCUGUUCCGUUGGUGGAAGGUGUUGACCAUCUUUCUCUCUCUCUCAGACACACCAAACAACAAUCCAUUCAUUCCUUUAUUUCUAACAGGAAGUUACCGUGUCUGCACACGCACCUAUACUCACCUCUAUGUUGACGAUGUGCACACAUUACUUACUUCUCGCCUCGCACACCAUUUAACGUUAAGAAUGGAAGAAAGAUUGGCUCUUUUGAUGGUUGACACGUUCAAGUCAAUAUCGGUGAAGCAACUUUAAUGAUCUGGUGGUUUUGUUACCUGAGAAACAAAGACCUACACCAAGAACUGGCCUAUUCUUUUUUUUCCAACGAUCAUCUGUUAUCCACCAGACUUUAUUCUUUUGAGCUGACCAUCUGUGAUAAGUUAUUCAUAAAAACCUUGAAUAUUUGUGAUAAAAUACUGCAUUCAAUGUUCAACAUUCUGCAAGAGUUAAUUCAGACCUUCCUCUUCUUGCAGAAUCCUACAUUUUUAGUUUCUGUUACCUUUUAGCAGUACUUUCCCAUUUGGUUCCUUAUUGUUAUCUUGGCUUUUCUCCACUCCUGUUACUGUUUACAUUUAGUCUGUGCAUUAAUGUAUGUUAUGCCAUAAUGGUACGAUUUGCUGAUUCCACUGGAAGUCCUGCAAAGAAUCUAAAUCAGUCAGCUUACAUUCCAACCACAUAUUAUUGCAAUGUAGAAACUCCUAUACACUAUUCUCACUCCUCUCACAUAAUUGGUACUCAUAUUGAACGGUAAAGAAACACAUUUAUAUAGUAUGUACAAUAUGGAAAUUUCUCAAGCAGAGUAUCCAUUUGUAAGCAAUGUGGCCAGUGAAGUAGGUGAAAAAAUACAUGGCCACUACCCAACAAUACACCAGGAAAUAAAUGGGGGCAUGAAAAAUACCUACAGCCAGCAGCUUCUAAAUCGCAAUAUGUGCAUUUUGGAAGAGAGCAUCACUGACAGUCAGGAGUUGUACAGACAAGAAAAGGGAAUGGAUUCAGCCUUAGUAAAUGGUGAUAACGACACAUUGCCAAUUGAUGAAGGCUGCAGUGAGUGUUAUGGAAAUGCUGGUGAUGAUCAUGAGGACUGGCCAAUGGACGAAGAAUCUAUUCAACUUCGACAGACUCCUGAAGCUAUGGAUGAAGACAGUGCUGUGACUACCUCUGAAACUAACCACAUGGACCUUGAAAAUGCCAACAAUAUAAACUCUCUGUAUAGCAGCCGGUUGAAUUCAAAGGGUUUGAGUUUGAAUUUAAACUGUACUCCUUCCGAAGAACAAAAUGGUUACCCCAUAGAGAAUGGACAUGUUAUAGAUUCCACUCCCAAGCAGUUAUGCAAGUCAAAACACAAAACCAAACCACCUCCAGCUAAACACUCAUGGUUAUUACGACUGUUUGAAUCAAAACUUUUCAACAUGUCCAUUGCUAUAUCUUACCUUUAUAAUUCCAAAGAGCCUGGAGUUCAGAUAUAUAUAGGUAACCGAAUGUUCUCCUUCCAAGAUGUCGAUGUGGAUUUCUACCUGCCUCAGAUGUUGAAUAUGUACAUACACAUGCAUGAUGUAGCAGAAGCAAUUCAUCCAUACCUUGUGCAACGAUGUCGAUCCAGUGUGGAGUUUUCCAUCCGUGCUGCCUGGUUGUUAGGAGCCUAUUCUGCUGAUGUCCUCAAACCUACAUGGAAAAAUUCCCAAGGAGUCAAAUUAAAGAACAUGAUACUCAAUGAAGAACUACGCCCAUUACGCCAGAAGAGUCCAUCAACCCUACCAAGCCCUACUCAACAACAGCAUCAGACACCAUGUCCACCCACAUCUCCAAAUUCCGUCAAAAAGACUCACCAUCGUUCACGAUCAGAUGCUACAGGCCACUUUAAGUUCAAGCGACGUAGGACGAAUUCAUGUGGAGAUGAGAAUGAAACAAUGUUUCAAAGGGAAGGCAGCAGCAUCCGCCAUUCUAUGACAUUGCCAAACAUGCCUCUCCUUGCUGGUGACCUGACCUCUGGACGAGCUUUCGAAAGUGGCUGCACUUGUCACAAGAGUUCAGAGGCAUUAUUCAAUGAUUUGACUGGUCGAAAGACUGUCUGUCAUUGUGAGGCACCAAGGCUGAUGCCACAACAAGAAUUUGUGAAGGCUUUGAUGAAUAUUGCACAGAAACUACAACAGUUACCCACCAAAGAACUUCGAACUUCUCGGUUAAUAGCUGAACUUGCAAUGAUGAACUUAAAUCUACCAGCUCGUGUCUGGCUGCCCACCGCUGAGAAGGCCAAUCACCAUAUUGUACGAGUACCGAAUACUCAGGCUGUGGUGCUGAACUCUAAAGAAAAGACUCCCUACUUGAUAUAUGUUGAAGUACUCGAGUGUGAGAACCCAGUCACCAGCCAACUGCCAAGUAAGAUCUUGGAAAAUACUUUGCGUUUCACCCGUUCAGAGGAGGACUUGACCCAUUACUACAACAGAAGCAACAACUCUCCAAAGCCAGAGUUUGCCAUUUAUGGUACUUCUGACUUUGAUGAUUCUGACUGUUGGUUACAAGAUGAUGAUGAAAUCCUGCAAGCUAUGUAUUCAAAUCGGUCAAAAUCAAGUGAUACAAUUUCCCAGUUCUCUGCUGAGAGUUCUACGAGUGCUGAUAGUAAAGACCCUGUGUACAUUGCUGCAGCUGAUAUUCGCCGACGCCUAUCAGAAAACAUUGCUGCACCAAAGGGCAAAUUUGAGCGAGAUCCUGAAGACCCAUCUGCCGCUGCCCUGAAAGAACCUUGGGAAGAGAAAGUUCAACGUAUCCAGGAAACUUCUCCGUAUGGCCAUCUACCAAAUUGGCGCCUUAUGUCUGUCAUUAUAAAAUCUGGAGAUGAUUUACGACAGGAGUUGUUAGUGUAUCAAGUUCUCAAGCAACUGCAGAAUAUCUGGGAAAUCGAGCAUGUUCCUCUGUGGAUACGGCCGUACAAUAUUGUGGUGACCGCUAAUGAUAGUGGUAUGAUUGAGCCAGUGGUCAACGCUGUUUCCUUGCACCAGAUCAAGAAACACUCCAAGCAGCUGCUUAUCAACUACUUCAUCCAAGAGUUUGGCCCUAUCAACAGUGAAGAGUUUCUGACGGCCCAGAAGAACUUUGUGCAGAGUUGUGCUGGUUACUGUCUUGUCUGUUACCUCAUGCAGGUCAAAGAUAGACACAAUGGAAAUAUUCUGCUAGACUCAGAUGGUCAUAUUAUCCAUAUUGAUUUUGGAUUCAUUUUGUCGACAUCACCUGGGAAGAAUUUAGGUUUUGAGAAUUCUCCUUUUAAAUUAACCCAUGAGUUUGUUGAGGUGAUGGGUGGCCUUGGCAACGACAUGUUUGAAUACUUCAAAAUCCUGAUAUUACAAGGGUUUGUAGCCUCAAGAAAACAUAUGGACAAAAUCAUACCUCUGGUAGAAAUCAUGCAGACAGGUUCACAGCUUCCUUGCUUCAGUCGAGGAGUGAGUACAAUCCGUUCCUUGAAGGAUCGAUUCCACCUGACACUGACUGAAGAGCAGUUACAACUGUUGGUUGACAACAUGGUUGAGAGCAGCCUAAAUUCCCUCACCACCAAGCUCUAUGAUGGAUUUCAGUACCUUACUAAUGGCAUCCUUUAAACCUUCUCACCAUCUUCACACCUGCUGCAUCUGCUCUCCCCAUUACUACCACCACAAUUACUCUCUUCUAUCUCCCCAUUGUGAUCACUCCUUCCUGAUUGACAACCCCAGUUUUGGUGUUUCAUGCCCCCCCCCACUCUUACAUAUUUUUCUUUUUUUUUUAAGUUCUUUCUUCCCAUUUUUCUUUUCUUUACUUCUUCUUUCUUACCAUAUUACUGUUUUCUCUUUUUUCUUGUUACAAUCCUUACCAUUCAGAUUUCCAUCUGGCCUUCCACUACUGACCAACACCAUCCAUCACCACCAAGGAUUCCUUCAGUUUCCACAACUGCUCUUUCAGUUGUUUGCUGAUCUUUAUUUGGUAGACAUUACUCUGAACAUACAACAUCCAACUAGACUCAACUGCUUACCCAGCUCACUUGACCUGGCCUACUCUUGUUUUUAGUAUUUGUUGUAAAAUAACUCUGGUGGAGAUAUAUAUAUAUAUAUAUAUAUAUAUAUAUAUAUAUAUAUAUAUAUAUAUCCACUAUCCCAUCCUUUACACUUUGUCUUUACCACCACCUCAACUGUCACUACAACUAGGAUUACUGUAAUCACCAUCACAGUCAACUAUAACAUUGUUGUUGCUUUCCCACAAUCCUUUAUUAUACCCUCUUUCCUUCAUUUUGAAAUUUCUACCCACCCAUCUUCUAUCACCUGCCUACAAAUUGUUCCACCAAUUGCAAGUGAGACUGAAAAAGAACUUGCCAAACCCAAUUUUGAUUAGUCCAUUCCUUUUCUCUUCUCCUCUCUCUGGAAUGGUUUAUUCAAAAUUUAUGAAGCAUAUUGUGUCCCUUGUUCAGCUUCAAGUGAGCUCAAGAGCUCUGGACAAUUUGGGUGAAUGUGUAUAAGUAAAAUGGGUGACUUGCGGGGUACAUUGAUGGACAGUCUAUCUAAAGCUUACCUGACUUUGGCUAUUUUGGAGGAAUGUAUGUGUGUGCAUCUGUGAUUGAUCAAGUUCAUUGUUAGGACAAUAUUAUUGCAAUCCUGCUCAUGUUGCACUCUUUACUUCAUUUAAGAAUUGCCUGAGGUAAACUGGUUUCCUACUCAGCAGAGUUUGUCUCCUACUGGUUUUUAACCCUGCUAACUUCCAAAAGUGAAGUGAAAGUGUGUUACAAGUUCGUAUGGAUUGUGAAAAUAUUAAUUUAGUUGUGACGAUGGCCUAUAUUUUUAUGUUCUCAUGUUAAAUCUGACAGAGUUCAUCUUUGUCAUUCAUCCUUUCUGGGUUGAUAAAAUGUAGUACUGAUCAAGUGCUGGGGUCAAUAUAACUGGCUAUACCCAUUUGCUGUAUUUGAGUCUUUAUACCUAUGUUAGAAUCUGGGGCAGUGAGCUGGCAGACUCGUUAGCACGCUGGACAAAAUGCAUUUCUUCCAGCUUUAUGUUCUGAGUUCAAACUCUGCCAGGUUUAGCUUUUGUCUUUCAUCCUUUCAGGGCCGAUAAAAUAAGUACCAAUUGAGCCCUGGGCUUGAUGUAAUCGCAGGUGGAUGAUAGAGUAGCAUUCACUCCAUGCACACACACACACAGCAACACACCCUCAUGUCAAACAGAUUAAAAAUAAUAUAGAUUCAAUAAGGUUAAUAAAUUAGCUCCAUAGAUUAGUAUUAAUGUAUUUGAGUAAGUUACUUGUGUUAGAUUACACAUUAUAUACUGCGUUUGUGUCUGAAUGUGGGAGUAGAGGUAGAGGUGUUGGGUGUGUUUCAGUAUACUGGUCUUGGGUGCCUUUGGUGGAGCAGAGAAGUCAAAUGUGUUGUGGUGAUGGUGGUCAACAGUUAAAGAGAGAGGAGGGAAGCUUCAUGCAGUGAUGGUGAUGUUAAUCAAUGGUGGUACUGGUGGUAAUGAAAUGUACAAGAUGGAAGAGAGGGAGGGGGGGACAUAGUCAGGAUAUAUUUCUCUGGUAGUGGUGGGUUUGUUUUUUCCAGUAUAUUACUGGUAUGUAUUUUAUCUGAGACAUGGAGGAAUGGAGUCACAGCAUAGUAAACCAUGCCAUCCUAAUCGCAUCCCAACCAACUGGAUUUGGAACUCUGAGAAAAGAACAUGGAGGGUGGAUGUUUGUGAAAGUGCGCUCGCUCGUUUGCUGGUUGCUUACCACCUGUGUCGACACUCUUGCCUUCAACCACAACACCAGCUUUCUUAUUCUCUCUUUAAGAAAUUCUCUUUGAUACCUCCCCCCCCACACACACCAUGCACACAUACAUACUUACUUACAUGUGCACAUAUGUAUAUACGUGUGUUAUAUAUAUAUAUAUAAUAUAUAUAUAUAUAUAAUAUAUAUAUAUAUAUUUUUAUACACACACACAUACUGUAAUGGGAGCUAACCUUACUAAAGGCUUGGCUUUGAUUAUACAAUUUCAAACCUCCUGUGUGUUCCCUUGGGCAAGGCACAUAACUUUGUUUUCUUGGGUGUGCUGUGAUUGACAAACAGCAGAUCCCAUUCAGACUCCAAGGUUGAAUGCUCAGCAGCAGCAGCAGGAGCCGAGUAUCUCACUGUAAAAAGAUUAAAAAAAAACAAAAAAAGACAAUAAGCUGUAACAAAAUUUGAAGGAAGAAGAAUUAAAUUAAUAAAGAUAACUCAGCCAUUCUAACAUGGAAAAAAAAUAUAAAUGUAAAAAGCA